CAGUGGCGGCCACUUCGGGUGAUGUCUACUGGCCGUCACUCCUGACAUCGGCCUGUCUGUGAUACAGCGGAAUGGGAGCAGAGUGUGUGCAGUGAGUGGACGUGUGGCCAGAAUAUGCCCCUCUGUACCAGUCUGUUUUUGGACUGAGAUGUCUAUUCUGUCUGCUCAAUGGUGAAGGCCCAGCGUAUCUAUCUGAUAUGAGCCGAACCGAACCCUCGGUUCAUUAGGAAUGAGUCAGUUAGUCCUGCCUGAGCUGUCUGUGUACGGUGUUACCUUCACUGACAAGCAUAGGCAGCAGCAGACUACAGUAACUGUACCCCCCACCCUCUUCCUCAUCACCAACCAAUCAAAUGCACCCAGAAAAUAAACUUACCAAUCAUGGCAAGCAAGUGAGCAGCAGCGCCCAAUCACAGAUCCCUAAUGUGAAUCUGCAACAACCGCAGGGACCCGGGGGCAACCUGGGGUCCAAGGGCGGAGGGGCGGGCAAUCAUGGAGUUAAAACCAAUCAGAUUUCUCCCAGCAACCCUGGGCUGAAGAGCGUGAGCCAAUCAGGUGCCGGCAGUGGCAGUGUUGGGGUUGGAGGGAUGCUGAAGACCAAGGCCAAGAGGGAGAGAAGCGUCUCCAUGGAUGCAGGAGACCAAAGAGAUAGCAUCACCCCUGUUCUUGAGCCUGAUGCCAAAGUAGAGGGUGUGAUGCGCAGUAAGCGGCGCUGUGUGUUAGAGAAGAAGCAGCCGUACAGUGGAGAUGAAUGGUGUUCAGGUCCUGACACCGAAGAGGAUGAGGAUAAACCCCCCUCUACUACACACCGGGAGCGUGUGAUGGCAUGCCCUGGUCAGUCCCUGUCUGGGCCCUCCACAGUGGGGUCGGCGAACACUGAGCAGGGGGGCCCAGUUUUGGGACGUGGCGUCGGACCGGCACCACUCUCCGAUCUGCCAGCACGUCCUGCUCAGCAGGUUGUUUAUGUCUUCACCACCAGUCUCGCCAACAGUGCUGCAGAGGCAGUCAUGCAUGGCCACACUGACUCCAUCCUCAUGUUUCACCAGCAGAAUGUACCCCGCACCAAACUGGACCAGCAGUGUACUGGUAUGGGAAAGCUCCCCAGUCUUUCAGAACAGCUCAGUACCAGUAGCACCCCACCUAUGGGUACGCCCAAAUCCCAGAGCGGAACUCCUAGGCCUGCCUCAGUUGGGGGUGUAGUUGGAGGAAACAUAGCGACUACUGGCACCCCCUCUUCCACCAGUCACACAGAGGGUGAACCCACGCAAAACCGCCAAGGGGGAGGUUCUAGUAAUAACGGUGGUGCUGGGACUCACUCGACGGGUCCAGGGGGAUCAGGACCACAGAGUGGGGGAGGAUCGGGUCCAGGAGGGGUGGAGGGCCCAAGGUCACUCCCCAACCCCAGCACAGCAGUUUCCCCCUCCUCCAGUCCCUCUGUGCUAUCUACACACCUCCAAAAUGAUGGAAGUCAGCGAGGAGGACCAAGCAAUGCUGAUGGACUGUCUAAAGAGCAGUUGGAGCAUCGUGAGCGAUCUCUACAAACGCUAAGGGACAUUGAGAGAUUGUUCCUCCGUGGUAAUGACCCCGGAGGCCCCAAUGGUAAUCCCAAUAAUAACACCAAUGUUAAUAACAAUAACAAUGCAGAUGGCAGUGGGGUACUGGAAGAUGGUGAGAAUGUUGCUGGCAAUAGUACCGGGAUGCCUGCCAUGGCUGUAAUGAAGAAGUAUGAGGAACCUCUGCAGUCCAUCAUCUCCCAGACGCAGAGCCUUGGUGGACCUGGCCUGGAUGAGCCUCCCAUGGGCCCACAACACCAUGGCCUGCCCCCCCACCCACACCCCCACCCCCACCCCCACCCUCACCAUCUCUCCUCACCUUCUGGGAUGGACAUGGGCCCCAUGCUUGGGCCAGAUGGGCUUACCCCAGAGCAAAUCGCCUGGAGGAAGCUACAGGAGGAGUACUACCAGGAAAAACGGCGGCAGCAGGAGAUGCACCCGCAACACUUCCGUAUGAUGCCUGACAUGGGGAUGCCAGGGGGGCCUCCACACAUCAUGAUGAGGGGUCCUCCACCUCCAUAUCACAGCAAGCCUGGUGACCAGCAGUGGGGACCUGGACCCAUGAUGGGGGGAACCAUGGGGGGGAAUGCCCGGAUGAUGGACAUGCACCAAGAGGGGCCUCGAGGCCCCAGGUUCCUUGGGCAGGUGCCACGAGGGCCUCCAGGUGGUGGGGGUUAUCCUGGCAGCCCUGGUGGAGUUCUAGGUAUGGAGGGACUUGGGACUCAGAGACCUUCCAGACCAGGCAUGGGUUGGCUGGAGGACUUGCCUGGAGGUCCGUUUCAUGGAUGCUACCCCCCUGGAGGGCCUGGUGGACCCCCUCAGCACCUUCAGGGGGAUCCAGAUCGCCUCCUGACCAGAGAAGAAGUGUUCCGGAUCAUGGAGAAGCGGCAGCUGCAGAGACUAGAGCUAGACCGGUUAGCCAAGCAGCAGGGUGGGCUUGGGGGUCCCAGACUGAUGGAGAACCCUGGUGGCCCAGGAUUCCCUAACAUAGGUGGUGGGCCCUCUGCCAGAGGUGAUCCAAUGGACUUUCCCGGCUCACGGGGCAUGAUUGGUUCCCCUAUUGGGGCAGGUGGUGGUGGUGUCCCACCUAUGAGAGACAUGGUUGACUCGCCUUUGGGGGGUAACCUGAACAUGAGCAUAGGAAUGAAUUUGAACCCACAACAGCAGCAAAUGUUGGCUCAGAAGCUGAGGGCAGGAUCUGGUGGAGGGGGUCCUAUAGGAGAGAUUCUGAGUCCAGAGGACAUAUCUCGCCUCAGGGCUGCACAGAAUGGGCGGGGGGGUCCUAACAAGGGGAUGAUCCCUGGCCCAGAGGGGCCUCUCCAGUUUCCCAACCAUGGCCCAUUUCCCGGUGGUGGUAGUUCAGGCGAAGGACCUUACCUCCAGCAGCCAGGUCAUGAAGCGUUCAUUCAAGACCAGCCAGGUCCUCCCCAGACAGGUGGCACCUCAAGGCUCAGCCACAUGCCCAUGAAUGCUGGUCCGACAGGAGCUGACCUUGGUGGCCGCCACCCCUCUGAUUUGUCAAUCAACGUAAACCCAUUGGGCUCACCAGCCAUGCCCCCUCCUCACCAGCUUAAGUCCCCAUCUCUAAGCCAAGAGCCUUCACCCCUUAUGCCCUCACCUUCUGCCCCGGGCCUCAAAUCCCCUACUCAACUGCCCUCAACAGGGCCACCCCACAAUCCUCUCCCUGCUGCUACUGGUGCAGGAACACCCUCCUCUUCUUCUAUGAAGUCCCCCCAGGUAAUCGGUCCUUCUUUGGGGCUACGCUCCCCUUCUGGCUCCCCUGGACACCUCAAAUCACCAGUCAUGCCGGUGGCCUCUCCCGGCUGGACUGCUUCCCCUAAAACUACCUUACCCAGCCCAGGGGGACCACCUAGUGGAAAGGGAACAGGUAAUGGAGGAAGUAGCUCUACUGAGACAGGUCUUUCCCUGCCACCCAGGAGCACAAAUUCAACUCCCAUCAGCCAGCCUGGUUCCCUUAAUCCCAGUAUGCCCUUCACCUCAUCACCAGAUGCCCCACCUUCCCAGAAUCCUCUGUCCCUCAUUAUGUCCCAGAUGUCCAAGUACGCCAUGCCCAGCUCCACUCCACUCUACCAUGAUGCCAUCAAGACCAUCGCUACAUCUGAUGAUGAGAUGCUGCCUGAUCGGCCGCUUCUGCCUGGAGUAAACAUGCCAGGUAACAUGGGAAACCACCAGUCGAACCAAAUGGCUCUCUCUCAGGGUGCUAUGGGACCUCACAGUAGCCCUCAAAGCCCCAUUGGAAUGGUCCUCCAAGGAGGUCAACAGCUGUCCCAUGAUCCCUCUGGGCCCAUGCUUCCUUCACCGAACCCCAUAGGCAUGCCCGGUAUGAACCCAAUGAUGGCUGGUGGCGCAGGCCCCCCAGAUGGUAUGGGACCCUGCAGUGUCUCCCCAAUGCAUUCUCAAAACCAGAUGGGAGUUUUUUCCCGAAUGCAGCCCCCUUCACAUGGACCUCUGCACUCUCCAAUGGGAGGGAUGGGACAGCAGUAUCCACAGCCACCAGAGGAUGUCCUCUCACCCCAACAGAUGCACCUCCUCAGCAAGGGCCUGCCCCACCCACGCGCCCCCCAGCCACCAGAAUCCUUCCCCCCAAUGUCAAUGGGCGAUGGGCCUGACUUGAGUGAGGUGAUCCGGCCCACACAUACAGGCAUCCCUGAGUUUGAUCUCUCACGUAUCAUUCCAGCUGAUAAACCUAGCAGCACUCUGCAGUAUUUCCCCAAGAGUGAAGCCCUAGCUCAGCCGCAACCCAACUUGCACCAGGGCCAACAGCCCCAGCAGGCCCCUCCAGCACAGCUCUUGAAGCAGCUCACCUCCUCUGGACCUCCCCCAUCCUCUGCCUCUUCCAACCCCCACAUUGCCAAUCUGCAGAACAUGAUGGCUGAGCAGCAGCUUCCCUUGCACCCCUCACACUGUGGCCUCCGGUCAGGCAUGGGAGGUCCUAGGGGCAUGGGUUCAGGUGGAGGCAUGGGACCUGGACCAGGGCCAAUGUGCCACCCAGGGCACAUGAUGGGUAGGACAGGCAUGGUAUCCCAGCCACAGCAGCUCCAGCAGCAACACCACCAGCAGCAGCAAGCCAUGAUGACCAACAGCAUCCUCCAGCACCCCUCCCAUCCUCCCCCAGGUAUGAUGUCACCUCAGCAGCAGCAUUCACACAGUCUGAAGGCCCAACAGAACCUUAUGAUGAUGCAGGCCAAGCAGAGGGGUAUGGCCCUGCCAGGGGAACACUUUGGUCAGCCUGGGCCCCUCAUGUCUCCCCAGGGUCCUAUGAUGGGGCCCCCACACCCUCAGUCAGGCAUGAUGGGCCCCCAGUCUCUCAGACAGAGAGGGAUGUCUCUGGACAGUCCUCUGGGCUAUGGACCAAGCAGUAUGGCCAACAUGCCCUUCUGAGUAUGCUACUCUUUCAAAAAUGUACAAACUUUUGUUCUUUAUUUGGUUGUUUCCAACUCUGAACAUCUUUUUAUUGAUGUUAAUCAAAUAUGGCACUCACUGAUAAUUGAUAUUAGUAAAUUUUUUUCAUUCUGAAAUAGGUUUGGGGCGGGAAACAAAAUUUAAAAAAUGAGGUGCACCAUUACAGUUUAGCAGUAAAUUCUGAAGCCAUUUUUUAAGAUAUUUGUAUAGUAUGUAUAUUUCACGUAAAUGUUUUUGUUUCAAAAGAGGUGACAGGUGAAAAAAAACCCUCUUUGUUUCUA
Chanos chanos (milkfish) is the source of this 5254-nucleotide messenger RNA. It is a transcript of the gene bcl9l, whose product is annotated as bcl9 like. Gene Ontology annotation, biological process: negative regulation of transforming growth factor beta receptor signaling pathway; canonical Wnt signaling pathway; positive regulation of transcription by RNA polymerase II. Gene Ontology annotation, cellular component: beta-catenin-TCF complex. NCBI's taxonomy places the organism in Eukaryota, Metazoa, Chordata, Actinopteri, Gonorynchiformes, Chanidae. The record is from RefSeq and is a predicted model, not a curated record. The coding region runs from base 351 to 4952 and encodes 1533 amino acids. Gene Ontology annotation, molecular function: transcription coactivator activity; beta-catenin binding. The transcript has 10 exons.